AUGAUUAUUAAUGGAACUUCUUUUGAAGAGUUAUAUAAUGGACUUCGAAAUCGUGGUAAAGACAAAAAAACAAUUCAAUUAUAUGUAUCACCUACAGUAGAUGCUAUUGUAUGUUAUAAAAUCUUAUCAAUGAUGUUUGAAAAAGAUGGAUUAUUACAUUCAGCAGUUCCAGUUAAUAAUUAUGAAACAUUGUCAAGAGUCUUUAAAGAAACCAUUGGACAUACAGAUGUUCAUACAGUAUUUUUUAUUGACUGUGCUGGUUCAAUUGAUGUAAGUGAAUUACUUGGAGAUAUAGAAAAUAUUUUUGUAUAUAUUAUUGAUUCACACAGACCAUUUAAUAAAUUAAAUGUAACAAAUACAAAUAUUGGAUUAAUUACAUCAAAUGAAUAUCAACAAUUCAUUGAACAAGAAACACAAUUAGAAAAAUCUGAUUUACUUGAAGUUGAUGAUGAUUUAAUAGGAUUAAAUAAAAGUCAAUCAUUUAAUAAUUGUGAAUAUAUAAGAAAGAUGGUUGAUAGUGAUGGAGAAUUUUAUUCAGAAAGUGUAGGAAGAGUUGCACUUGCAAUUGCAAAAAAAUUAAAUAAAGUAGAAAAUGAUAUGUAUUGGUAUGCUGCAAUAGGUGUGUGUGAUCAAUACAUUUCAUUAAAAAUUAAUGCUAAAACAUAUGUUCACGCUAUUCAAUAUUUUAUUGAUAAUUUACAAUUAGAAACUCUAGAAAUAACAGACCUUCUUCAAACAGUUAAAACUCCAAUGUGUGUAAAGAUGGAUUGUCAAUUAAUGUUAUUACGUCAUUGGACUUUAUAUGAUUCAUUGUUUCAUACAAGAGAAAUUGCUUCAAAACUUGGAAUAUGGACAAGUAGAGGGAAAGAAAAAUUCGAUGUUUUAAUAGCUGAUAUGGGUAUUCCAUUAUCUCAAGCUCAACAAAGUUAUAAAACAAUGUCAUUAGAAAUGAAGAAUAAAUUUUUAUUAAAGAUGGAAGGAUAUUCUAAAUUCUAUCAUUUUGAAAAUUUAUUUCUCCCUUCUUUCUUUAAAAAAUUUGGAAUGGAUUAUUCUAUUAGUGCUUUUGAUGCUGCACAUGCUAUAGGGUCAAUCAUCACUAAUGAUGAACCUGACCAAAAUUGGCAACAACAAUUCUGGGAAGGUUUUAAAUUAUUGUCUAGUACUACUGCUGAGCCUUAUGACUUUGGAUUCGCCAAAUGUAUUGAAUCUAAUAAAAACUUAGUAGAGACAGGAAUUAUUUUAUUAUUGUCUGGAUCUUGUUUUAAUGAAGCAAAUAAAUAUCGAUUUUGUUCUGUUAGUGAUGAGUUAUUAUCAAUUCGGUUUAAAACCCCUUAUAAAGCAUUACAACUGGCUCAAUUUCUUGCAGAAGCAUCAUCGAGAAGGUAUAAGAAAUGGUUACCUUUUAUUCUCGCUGUCCUUGAUGCUGAGAAAAAAACUUUUGUAAUAGUAGGAUACAGCUCACCUAUUUCUGUUAAAACUCUAAAUUAUUUUGGGGCUAAAUUCACUCAAACAGCUCAAAAUAUGAAAAUAUCUAUUCUCCAAAAAAGUUUUGAUUCAUUUGUAACAGAAAUUCAUAGAGAAAACCUUGUGAAAUAUAAGAAAGCUUUGCACAAAUGUUUUACUUCUAUUUGA
This is a messenger RNA of Entamoeba histolytica HM-1:IMSS, 1632 nucleotides long. Its product is annotated as cell division control protein 45 CDC45, putative. The transcript has a single exon. Gene Ontology annotation, biological process: double-strand break repair via break-induced replication; mitotic DNA replication preinitiation complex assembly; DNA replication initiation. The record is from RefSeq and is a predicted model, not a curated record. Gene Ontology annotation, molecular function: chromatin binding; single-stranded DNA binding; DNA replication origin binding. The coding region runs from base 1 to 1632 and encodes 543 amino acids. Gene Ontology annotation, cellular component: DNA replication preinitiation complex. Lineage: Eukaryota; Evosea; Mastigamoebida; Endamoebidae.